Molecule: messenger RNA, 4195 nt
Organism: Silurus meridionalis
Lineage: Eukaryota; Metazoa; Chordata; Actinopteri; Siluriformes; Siluridae
Gene: smc2
Product: structural maintenance of chromosomes 2
Exons: 24
Coding region: 161-3766 (1201 amino acids)
Biological process (GO): chromosome organization
Cellular component (GO): chromosome
Molecular function (GO): ATP hydrolysis activity; protein binding; ATP binding
Source: RefSeq, a predicted model, not a curated record
GUGGAGAGUUGUUUGGCGCCGAUUUUUGAGUUUUGAUUGAGCCGCGUUCACAUGAGGAGGAAGAGGAAGAGAAUUCAGGUCUAUUAUUAUUCUCUCCUGUUGGAUUUUCCGGCUUGUCUCUCUCCUUUACUUUGGGAUACAGGUUUGGCCAGGACUCGAAAUGUAUAUAAAGUCUAUCAUUUUGGAGGGCUUUAAGUCCUACGCGGAGAGGACGGAGAUUAACGGCUUUGACCCGCUGUUUAACGCCAUCACCGGCCUCAACGGCAGCGGCAAGUCCAACAUCCUCGACUCGAUCUGCUUCCUGCUCGGUAUUACUAACUUAUCACAGGUCAGAGCAUCAAAUCUCCAAGAUUUAGUCUACAAAAAUGGCCUUGCUGGAAUCACUAAAGCCACAGUGUCCAUCACUUUCGACAACUCGAACAAAAAACAGAGCCCACUGGGGUUUGAGACCCAUGACGAGAUCACUAUCACUAGACAGGUUGUGAUCGGUGGGCGGAAUAAGUAUCUCAUCAACGGCGUGAACGCAAACAACAUGCGUGUCCAGGAUCUGUUCUGCUCCGUCGGGUUGAAUGUCAACAAUCCACAUUUCCUCAUAAUGCAGGGGAGAAUCACUAAGGUCUUGAAUAUGAAACCCCCAGAGAUUCUGGCCAUGAUUGAAGAGGCCGCUGGUACCAGGAUGUAUGAGUGCAAGAAGAUCAGCGCUCAGAAAACCAUUGAAAAAAAAGACGCGAAACUGAAAGAGAUUCAGACGAUCCUGGAUGAGGAGAUCACCCCUGCUAUGGAGAAACUGAAAGAGGAGCGCGCUUCCUAUUUGGAGUACCAGAAGCUGAUGCGCGAGAUCGAGCACCUGAGCCGGCUGUACGUUGCGUGGCAGUUCGUGUGUGCUGAAGAGACCAAAUUAAAGUCGGCUGAGGACCUGCAGCUGAUGCAGAGUUCCAUCAGCGAGCUCCAGAGCAGCAUGCAGAAGAACGCCGACCGCAUCCGUGAGCUCAGUGAAGAGAUUAAAGUGCUGGAGAAGAGCAGGGACAAGGAAGUGGCAGGUGUUCUCAAAACUCUGGAGGAUACUGUGGCUGAGGCCCAGCGAGUGGACACUAAAGCUCAGAGUGCUCUCGAUCUAAAGAAGCAAAAUCUUAAGGAUGAGAUUAAGAAAAGGAAAGAACUCAUCAAAAACAUGGAAGAGGACAAGAAGGUGUUGUCAGCGAAAGAAGGCGAGGUGGCAAAGGCGGGGGAGCGGCUGAGGGCCGUGCAGGAGGAGGGGCAGAAGGACGCAGAGGAACUGGAGGCGGCCCAGCAGCACUUCAAGGCCGUGUCUGCCGGCCUCUCCGCCAAUGAGGACGGUGAGGCGGCUACGCUGGCGGGUCAAAUGAUGACCUGCAAGAACGACAUGAGCAAAGCAGAGACGGAGGCCAAGCAGGCCCAAAUGAAGCUGAAGCAUGCUCAGCAAGAGCUGAAAAGCAAGCAGGCCCAGGUGAAGAAGAUGGACAGCGGAUAUAAAAAAGACCAGGAUGCUUUUGAAGCUGUGCAGAAAGGCAGAGACAAACUGCAGGCCGAACUCGAGAAACUCAACUAUGAAGAUGGUCGAGAGGAGCAUUUGAUUGAAAAGAAAAGGCAGCUAUCUCGUGAAUUUAACAACCUACGGGAGAAAUACGAGUCCUUCAUGGGACGUUUUCCUAACCUGCGCUUUGAAUACUCGAAUCCUGAGAAGAACUGGGACCCCAGUAAAGUCAAGGGUCUGGUGGCGAACCUCUUCACGGUGACUGACGUGUGUAACGCCACAGCUCUGGAAGUGGUGGCAGGGGGUCGGCUCUAUAACGUAGUGGUAGAUACCGAGGUAACCGGAAAGAAACUUCUGGAAAAGGGUGAAUUGAAACGCAGAUACACCAUCAUCCCCUUGAACAAGAUCUCUGCACGAACCCUCGAUGAUGGAGUAGUUCGCACAGCCAAAAACAUUGUGGGAGAGGAUAACGUUCACACGGCUCUGUCUCUCGUGGGUUACCCGUCUGAGUUGCGUAAAGCCAUGGAGUACGUUUUCGGAACCACGCUGGUGUGCGAUACUCUGGACAACGCCAAGAAAGUUGCUUUCGAUAAAGGUGUCAGCACCAAAACCGUGACCCUCGGUGGAGACGUGUUCGAUCCACAGGGAACGCUGACUGGAGGCGCUCGAGCUCAGACAGCCUCGGUGCUCUCUAAGCUGGCUGAGGUGAAGGAAGUACAAGACAAAUUAAGGGCCAAAGAGGCAGAGCUCUCUACGGUGGAACAGGAACUCGGCAGCCUCAAGGGAACCGCUGAAAAGUAUCGUCAUCUGAAGCAGCAGCUGGACCUGAAAACUGAAGAAGCUCAGAUCCUGGAAACCAAACUCCAACAAAGCUCCUUCCACAAACAACAGGAGGAGCUUGAGAACCUCCGCAAGACCAUUGAGGAAAGCGAGGAGACGCUGAAGAAGACGAAGGAGGUGCAGAAGAAAGCAGACGAAAAGUACAAAGUCUUGGAGAACAAGAUGAAGAAUGCCGAGGCAGAGCGGGAGAAAGAGCUGAAAGCAGCGCAGCAGAAACUCAACCAGGCAAAAAGCAAAGCAGAUGCAUUUAACAAGAGACUAAAAGAGAGACAACAGGAAGCUGAUGCUGUGGCUUUGGAGCUCGAGGAGCUGAAGCGGGAGCAGGCUGGUUAUGAACAGCAGAUUCAGGCUGUGGACGAGGCGAUGAAAGCCUUACAGGAACAGAUCAGUGCAAUGACCACUGAGGUUGCAGCCAAUAAGGAUGCGGUGCGAAAAGCGCAGGAGCAGCUGACUCAGCAGAAAGAGGUGAUCCUGGCCCAAGAGCGAGAUAUCAAGGGGAAGAGUGAAGAAGCCAACCGGUUACGAGAACACAACAACGACGCUCAGCUCAAAAUCAAAGAGCUGGAACACAACAUCAGCAAGCAUAAGAAGGACAGUGCAGAUGCUGCCGCUAGGGUGACGCGCAUGCUGGCCGAGAACGACUGGAUCUCAUCCGAGCGCAAUCUCUUCGGCCAACCCAACACCGCGUACGACUUCAAGGAGAACAACCCUAAAGAAGCCGGUCAGAGACUAAAGAGACUGGAGGAGACCAAAGACAAGCUGGAGAGAAACAUCAAUCGCAGAGCCAUGAACAUGCUCAGUGAGGCUGAGGAACGGUAUAACGAUCUGAGAAAAAAGAAGAGGAUCGUUGAGAACGAUAAAGCAAAGAUCCUGGAGACCAUCAAAGAGCUGGACCAGAAAAAGAACGAGGCGCUCAACGUGGCAUGGCAAAAGGUGAAUAAGGAUUUCGGAUCCAUAUUCUCCACGCUGUUGCCUGGAGCAGAUGCUCGUUUGGCUCCACCUGAGGGAUGUGGUGUCCUUGAUGGCUUGGAGUUUAAGGUUGCACUUGGAAACACCUGGAAGGAAAAUUUGACAGAACUGAGUGGAGGACAAAGGUCACUGGUGGCCCUUUCAUUGAUUUUGGCCAUGCUGCUGUUUAAACCUGCGCCGAUCUACAUCCUAGAUGAAGUGGAUGCUGCUCUUGACCUCUCGCACACACAGAACAUCGGGCAGAUGCUGCGCACACACUUCACACACUCUCAGUUUGUGGUUGUGUCGCUGAAAGACGGCAUGUUCACCAACGCCAACGUUCUCUUCAAGACCAAGUUUGUGGACGGUGUUUCUACAGUCACACGCACGACUCAGAGUCAUGAGGGAAAAGUUCUGGCCCAGCGUGCACAUGCCAAAGCCAAGACUAAGGAUAAACGCCAGCGUGAGCUGCUCGCCAGUUAAACACACAGUCGCAGGACACGCAGAUACUCUUGAUUAACUUCGCUUCUUUAUUCUAAACGCAUAUGUAUACAGUUUUCUUUAAACAAUUAGCAUAUUUGCUCUUAACCAAUUAUUUCAAAAAUGUAAGUUGUGCUUUGGACUGAUCUAAAAUAGUGCGGCAUUGUUUUAAAAGUUUUGACCAGCAAAAGGUAUCAUCAUGUAACAGAGUACACUGCCAAUGUUUAUUAUUAUUCAUGGGCACAAUUUUUUUUUGUGUGUGUACAGUGUUUAUAUUUUCUAUCCUGCAUUCUACUUCAUUUAUCUUGCCUUUGUUCAAAAUUCAUUUUAUCUAUUCACUUUUAUACUCUAUCAUUUCUACUUCUAUAAGAUGCAUUUUUUUCUAGUUUGGUUGAUUUUUUUUUUUUUGCAAUAAACGUGCAAUUGAUUAGA